AUGUAUUAUAUUUUUGUAGAGACUGAGACUUUACAUAAAAUAGAAACUCCGAAAGACCACACACAAAUAGUUAGUUUAAGCUAUCAAUUGAUUAAUGUUGAGUAUAAAGAGGACCUAUCUUAUGAUGUUAAAAAAAAUGAUGUUGUCAUCUUAUCAUUAGGUGAUUCUAUGGCGAAUGGGGAUAUUAUGACUUUCAAAGAUAUUAUUGAACAAUUCUCUAGAAACGUUGAAAAAACAAUAGGAAACGAGGAAAAAGUUCUAUGCUCAUUGAAUUCAACCUGGGACCUUCGUGUAACUAUUCCAAGACAAUCAAAUGAUGAAGGUAUCAUCUUACCGUCUUUUUUAAAGUUACCAAUUAUUUUUGACCUGUGGAAAGAAUAUCAGAGAUGGUGUAAUCUACAUUUCUCUGAAAUCAAUACUAUGAAGACAAAGAAGUAUAAGGAUUCAUCAGAAUUAUACAAAAUCUUGGAAAUAAAUCAAAAUUCUGAUGCCAAAACAAAUAACGAAAAAUUAAAUGAUAGAAGUGGUAAUAUUAACAUGGAUCGCGGGUAUAAAAAGAACGAUGUUAGAAGCACAGUAGAUGUAUUCAUGGCAAUUGUUGACAAAUGUUCGACUCCAGAGGAUCAUGAAUCUGUAUUGACUCAUCCUUAUAACUCAAAUGUGGACUUCCAAACAUUUAUUCAAGAAACAUCAAAAAUAAUUUAUAUGAAUAAUUUACCACCAGAUACAACACAAAGUGAGUUGGAAUCAUGGUUUGCACAGUUUGGAAUUAAACCAGCAAGAUUAUGGACGGUUAGGAACAUUUUGGAAAGUACAUCUUAUACAAAUUCUAAUGGGAACUCCAAUAAUAGCCCCUAUGUAGAAGAACAUGAUAGUAUUUCUGGUUUUGCUGUAUUUCAGACUCAUAAAGAAGCUACAGAUGCGUUGUUGCUAAAUGGUCGUUCCAUUUUGUCAAACAUGGCUAAUACAAAACAACCAAGGGUGGUUGAGCAUAUUGUAGAAUUGCAACCAUCAUCUAUGGUGAUUUUAGAGAGAAUUCAAGAAAUCUCCUCACAGUUUCCUCAAAGCAAAAAUAAACCUAGACCAGGUGAUUGGAACUGUAUGUCAUGUGGUUUUUCGAACUUCCAAAGAAGAACUUCAUGUUUUAGAUGUUCCUUCCCUGCAGCAACUUCAAAUAAUGGAAAUGGAACAAAUGUUAAUAAUACCAUAAAUACGAGAAAAUAUAAUAAUGGUAAUAAUGAGAAUUCUUUGAACUCCGCUAAUAAAAACACUAUGAAUUCUUAUUCGUUAAACCAAUACCAACUUGAUAAUAAAGACCGCAUUUCUACAGAUAUUCACUCCCCAAUGGAUUCUUCCAAUUACAAUAAUAUGGGCAUAUAUGGUGGGAAUAUUUCUGCAGGUAAUAACAUUUUAACUCAAAAUUCGAAUAUGAUCAUGAAUAAUGUCAAUAAUCAUAAUUUACUUUCAAAUUAUGAUAAUUUAACAGGAAAUAUAGGGUAUUCUUUAAAUAACGGUCAUACCAAUAACCAAUAUCGUUAUAACCAUAAUAAUCAUUUGGGUUUUCAAAACAACGCAUAUAAUGCAAAUAAUAACAGGUACAGCAACCAAGGUAAUGGGUUAAAUAACGGAGGCUCUAAUGUUCCAUUCAGAGCCGGUGAUUGGAAAUGUAGUGCAUGUAGCUACCAUAAUUUUGCAAAGAAUAUCGUGUGUCUUCGUUGUGGAGGUCCAAAAACUCAAGCUAUUUUAAAUGAUAUGAAUAAAUCAAUGUCUCAUAAUUCAGGACAGAAGUAUAACGGCCAUUCAAAUCAUAAAUCUCAGUAUAAUGAUCAUGAAAAAAUGGGUUCAAAUAAUAGGGUCGAUACUCCAACUUCGAGUUCCACGGUAUCAUCAGAAGACUUACAUGAUAAGAACAUAAACAAGGAAUAUUACAUUGAUAACAAGAAGCACAAUAAUUCAUUUGUUUAA
Messenger RNA from Tetrapisispora phaffii CBS 4417, 1965 nucleotides. RefSeq names its product Nrp1p (gene NRP1). The record is from RefSeq and is a predicted model, not a curated record. Lineage: Eukaryota; Fungi; Ascomycota; Saccharomycetes; Saccharomycetales; Saccharomycetaceae. Gene Ontology annotation, molecular function: RNA binding. Bases 1 to 1965 code for a protein of 654 amino acids. The transcript has a single exon.